GGGGGGCUUUUGCCAUUUUUUUCAUCUCUCUCUCUCUCUCCUUCUCUCUCUCCCUCUCUCUCCCUCUCUCUCCCUCUCUCUUUUUUUUUCUCCCUUGCACAAAAAAAAAAAAAAAAAAGCCAUGACUGCUAUCCCACAAUUCAUCUUCCCUGCGCCAUCUUUGUAUUAUUUCUAAUUUAUUUUGGAUGUCAAAAGACAUUGAUGAAGAUAUUUUCUCUGGAGUCUCCUUCCUCUCUAACCCGUCUCUCCCGAUGUGAACCGAGCGACUCACAAGCCACCGAAGCCACCAACCCACCAUGUCGCGCCGCAAGCAAGGCAAACCCCAGCACUUAAGCAAGCGGGAAUUUUCACCCGAGCCGCUGGACGCCGUCCUGAGCGAGGAGGAGCCCGAGCCCGGCGCCCUGGGAGCUCCGGAGGGGGACCACGACCUCCUCACCUGCGGCCAGUGCCAGAUGAACUUCCCGCUGGGGGACAUCCUGGUUUUUAUCGAGCACAAGCGGAAACAGUGCGGCGGCGGCCUCUGCCUGGAGAAGGCUGUGGAUAAGCCGCCGUCGCCGUCGCCGAGCGAGCGGAAGAAGGCGUCCACCCCCGUGGAGGUUGGCAUCCAGGUGACGCCGGAGGACGACGACUGUUUGUCGACGUCGUCCAGGGGGGUCUGCCCCAAGCAGGAGCACGGAGCAGGUAAAGAUGAGCCCAGCAGCUACACGUGUACGACUUGUAAACAGCCUUUCAACAGCGCCUGGUUUCUCUUGCAACACGCACAGAACACGCACGGAUUAAGGAUCUACUUAGAAAGCGAGCACGGCAGCCCCCUGACGCCACGGGUUGGUAUCCCAUCAGGACUAGGUGCAGAGUGCCCUUCCCAGCCACCUCUCCACGGGAUUCACAUUGCAGACAAUAACCCUUUUAACCUGCUCAGAAUACCCGGCUCGGUCUCGCGAGAGGCGCCGGGCCUGGGCGAAGGGCGCUUCCCACCCACGCCUCCCCUCUUUAGCCCUCCCCCAAGGCACCAUUUGGAUCCGCAUCGCAUAGAGCGCCUGGGUGCGGAAGAAAUGGCUCUGGCCACCCAUCACCCUAGUGCCUUUGACAGGGUGCUGCGACUGAACCCCAUGGCGAUGGAGCCGCCGGCUAUGGAUUUCUCCCGGCGCCUGCGGGAGCUGGCCGGCAACACCUCCAGCCCGCCCUUGUCCCCGAGCCGGCCCAGCCCUAUGCAAAGGCUGCUGCAGCCCUUCCAGCCGGGCAGCAAGCCCCCGUUCCUGGCCACGCCGCCCCUGCCUCCCCUCCAGUCCGCGCCUCCUCCCUCCCAGCCGCCCAUCAAGUCCAAGUCGUGCGAGUUCUGCGGGAAGACCUUCAAGUUUCAGAGCAACCUGGUCGUGCACCGCCGGAGCCACACCGGCGAGAAGCCCUACAAGUGCAACCUCUGCGACCACGCGUGCACGCAGGCCAGCAAGCUGAAGCGCCACAUGAAGACCCACAUGCACAAGUCGUCCCCCAUGACGGUCAAGUCGGACGACGGGCUCUCCACGGCCAGCUCCCCGGAGCCCGGGACCAGCGACCUCGUGGGCAGCGCCAGCAGCGCCCUCAAGUCCGUCGUGGCCAAGUUCAAGAGCGAGAACGACCCCAACAUGAUCCCGGAGAACGGGGACGAGGAGGAGGAGGAGGAGGAGGAGGAGGAGGAGGAGGAAGAGGAAGAAGAGGAGGAGGACUUGAACGAGAACGAGAGGCCAGACUACGGCUUCGGGAUGAACCUGGAGGCGGCCCGUCACCACGAGAACAACUCCCGGCCCGGCGAGGACAGCCGGUCGAUGCCGGACGUCAUGCAAGGUAUGGUCCUGAGCUCCAUGCAGCACUUCAGCGAGGCCUUCCACCAGGUCCUCGGGGAGAAGCAUAAACGAGGGCACCUCUCCGAGCCCGAGGUGCACAGAGACACUUGCGACGAAGACUCGGUGGCCGGCGAGUCCGAUCGCAUCGACGACGGCGCGGUGAACGGCCGGGGCUGCUCCCCGGGGGAGUCCGCCUCCGGGGGCCUCUCCAAAAAGCUGCUGCUGGGGAGCCCCAGCUCCCUGAGCCCUUUCUCGAAACGCAUUAAGCUCGAGAAGGAGUUCGACCUGCCCGCCGCGGCCAUGCCCAACACGGAGAACGUUUACUCGCAGUGGCUGGCCGGGUACGCUGCCUCGCGGCAGCUGAAGGACCCGUUCCUCAGCUUCGGCGACUCCAGACAAUCGCCCUUCGCCUCCUCCUCCGAGCACUCGUCGGAGAACGGCAGCUUGCGCUUCUCCACGCCGCCGGGGGAGCUGGACGGAGGGAUCUCGGGCCGCAGCGGCACGGGAAGCGGCGGGAGCACCCCCCAUAUUAGUGGCCCGGGCCCUGGGAGGCCCAGCUCAAAAGAGGGCAGACGCAGCGACACUUGUGAGUACUGUGGGAAAGUCUUCAAGAACUGUAGUAAUCUCACUGUCCACAGACGGAGCCACACGGGCGAGAGGCCCUAUAAGUGUGAGCUCUGCAACUACGCCUGCGCCCAGAGUAGCAAACUCACCCGGCACAUGAAAACCCAUGGGCAGGUGCGACGUACCCCCCCAGCUGGCGCAGUGCCCAGGGAGCCCCGGACGUCUGGCAGUUUUCGGAUGGAAGUUCGAGAGCACUUAAAUUCUGAGCGGACGUGAAGCCCGGGGCAGCGGCGGUCGUGGUCGUGGCAUCCCGAGGUGGCCCGUUUCCCUGCUAGCUCGACGCGCUUUCUGACGCUAGCUUGAGAAGUCACCAUCCGAAGGCAGCGUUCUCCAGGCUCCUUCCGCCUGCAAGACUAUCGUAUUUAUAUUUUGUAAUAGAGUACAACACUUCGUUUUUUCUUUCUUUUUUUUUUUGGUUUCUUUUUUUUAAAAAAAGAAAAACCCCCACAAAAAGCAAAAGCACCCACCCACUGUCAAGGGCUUAUCAGUGGCUUUGACUGGCUCCUUUCCCUUUGGAAAAGACUGUCGUGCUCACGUGUUGAUACCGUGUGGAGAACCCAGCCUGUUGUUUAUCUCCGUUACGUGCCAUUUCUUAGAAGGUGCAUCUAAU
Molecule: messenger RNA, 3057 nt
Organism: Rhea pennata
Lineage: Eukaryota; Metazoa; Chordata; Aves; Rheiformes; Rheidae
Gene: BCL11A
Product: BCL11 transcription factor A
Exons: 4
Coding region: 297-2663 (788 amino acids)
Biological process (GO): regulation of transcription by RNA polymerase II; negative regulation of dendrite development
Cellular component (GO): nucleus
Molecular function (GO): RNA polymerase II cis-regulatory region sequence-specific DNA binding; DNA-binding transcription factor activity
Source: RefSeq, a predicted model, not a curated record